Molecule: messenger RNA, 3392 nt
Organism: Onthophagus taurus
Lineage: Eukaryota; Metazoa; Arthropoda; Insecta; Coleoptera; Scarabaeidae
Gene: p120ctn
Product: adherens junction protein p120
Biological process (GO): cell-cell adhesion
Cellular component (GO): nucleus; plasma membrane; cytoplasm
Molecular function (GO): protein binding
Source: RefSeq, a predicted model, not a curated record
UAAGUGGGAGUAAUGUCUGCCUUUUCCUAUACGCGACCUGCAUGUCAUCUGUGGAGGUCCUCUUUAAUCUGAGGUUUACGGGUACUCGGCGAAUGAUGUACGCGUUUCGUCAUUAACGAUGGGGCCUCGUUACGCCCUGAUAGAGAAAUGUAAGUGAAACGGCCGUUUAUUGGCGGCGAACUGGCGGUAUUUGUGUGACAAUUGUGUCCCGGAGCCUGGUGACGUAGUACUCCAUUGUACUUGAAGUUUGUACUCUGGAAAGUUGUGUUCUUUUUCCUAUUUUUACCUCGGAGGGGAGCCCCCUAAAUGUAGGAUGCAACCAAAUGGAUAAAGAAAUAUUAAUUAGGAAGUGUUGUACAAGUCGCAAGUUAUAAGUUAGGAAAUCGCAGAUUUACUGAGGAAUAUUACAUGACAUUUCAUGAUGGCUACUAACCAACUCAUGGAUUCUUGCUUGCUCGUGAACAGAAGGGUCGAACAAAGACAAGAACACAGCAUUACUCACACUGAAAUUACCUCAAGGCGAAUUUUGCAAGAAAAAUUACCAGAUAUGCAACAUUACAAAGGUCCGGAUGGCGGUGGCUCAGUAAACGACACGGGCUAUCACUUGCACAGCAAUGGGCAUUCGGAACAUUCACCAAACUCAAGCCACAUGUCUGUGCACAGCGACGAGCCGUUAGUGCGUACCCACAAGCAACAAACAACUCAACAGGUGACUACCGUCACUAAAGUGGUGCGUGAAAUUCAACAAAUCGGAGACGGCCAACCGGGCGAGUACGUUCCAGUACCAAUCGGGGCUUAUCCCCAUCCAACACACUCUAGAACCCAAUACGUGGACUACAUGGAGCAACCAGCUCAUCAUAUGUACUCCCAGUACCAUCAGCAUCCUCACUACCAAGAUUACGAGCAUUAUCCGGCAGCUUAUGGAACGUACAUGGGAUAUCCACCCGGAGCAGAUCGUCCACCGACUCCUCCCACUCCUAGCGAACAUAGCGGAGCACCUUCUCCGUUACCUCUAUCCGCUCAGCCGGGUGGCGCUUAUUUGCCUUCCGGCUAUGACGAAUUAACCGAACAUUAUCGUGUCACUCCAUCGCCCGGUGGACCCAUUGUACUUGACCCUUACCAAGAUGAUUCUGCUGUCGUCUAUGGUUACGUUUCACCAUCGCCCUAUGGCACCGCAGGAAAUCACCCGGGACCAACAUACGAUGCCAGGAAUUACGAGGAAGCGCUUAAUGGACCCGUUCCGUCAAUGAGGUUGUACGACGAUGACCUAGAGAAGCAAGUCAGCAAAAUGUCUUUACACGGACAUCCUGUUGGGCUUCCACAUAAUAGAACUCAUGGUAUGGCUUCGCCGGGCAGUGUCGGAGGAGAUGAAGAUCAAAGAGGUAUGCGUUGGCGUGAUCCAAAUUUAACGGAAGUGAUCGGUUUUCUAAACAAUCCAAACAACGUAAUUAAGGCAAAUGCCGCGGCCUAUUUACAACAUUUAUGUUACAUGGACGACCCCAAUAAGCAAAAAACAAGGGCGCUAGGUGGAAUACCUCCCCUUGUUAAACUGCUUAACCACGAAAAUUUGGACGUUUACCGUAACGCUUGUGGUGCGUUACGAAAUCUUUCAUACGGCCGUCAAAACGACGAAAAUAAGCGGGCCAUUAAGAAUGCAAACGGCAUCCCCGCUCUAAUAAAUUUAUUGCGGCGGUCAAACGAGGCUGAAAUCAAGGAAUUAGUUACCGGCGUUAUAUGGAAUAUGUCGUCCUGUGAAGAUCUCAAGAGAUCGAUUAUUGACGAUGGAGUUGGCACUAUUGUGUCAUAUAUUAUUAUGCCACAUUCCGGAUGGGAUACUCAAGGGAAUCAUGGGGAAACUUGUUGGUCUACCGUUUUUAGAAACGCUUCCGGUGUACUUAGAAACGUUAGCUCAGCCGGGGAAUAUGCCAGAAAAAAAUUAAGGGAAUGUGAAGGUCUCAUCGAUUCUUUGUUAUUCGUCGUUCGAUGUGCUAUCGAAAAGUCCAAUAUAGGAAAUAAAAUUGUUGAGAAUUGCGUUUGCAUUUUGCGCAAUUUAUCGUAUAGGUGCCAGGAAGUUGAAGAUCCUAAUUAUGAUAAGAAUCCUUUACCUACACAAAGUAGAGUUUCGGCAAAUUCAAAAGGUGAAAAUUUGGGUUGCUUUGGUGGAAGUAAAAAGAAAAAAGAUUCCCAAUCUUCAGAAGUGAAAGAAAGUAACUCUGGAAUAUCAGGGAUAGGUGCAAAUAGUGCAGCAGCUCGAGGUGAACCGGUUCGCGGUACUGAGCUUCUUUGGCAACCAGAAGUCGUCCAAUCGUACUUAGCUUUGCUUCAAAGCUGUUCAAAUCCGGAAACUUUAGAAGCAGCAGCGGGGGCGCUACAAAAUUUAGCAGCUUGUUAUUGGCAACCGAGCAUAGAAAUCCGAGCAGCUGUGAGGAAAGAGAAAGGUUUGCCGAUUCUCGUCGAACUGUUGAGAAUGGAAGUGGAUAGGGUCGUUUGCGCGGUGGCCACCGCUUUGAGAAAUCUUGCCAUUGAUCAACGCAAUAAAGAAUUAAUCGGCAAAUACGCAAUGAGAGACCUCGUUCAAAAAUUACCUUCGGGAAAUCCACAACACGAUCAAGGAACAUCUGACGAUACGAUCGCCGCAGUAUUAGCCACAUUGAACGAAGUCAUUAAGAAAAACGCCGAGUUUUCUCGAUCGCUCCUCGAAGCGGGCGGAGUCGAAAGACUCAUGACCAUAACCAAACAAAGGCAAAAAUAUACACCUCGAGUGCUAAAAUUUGCCGGACAAGUAUUGUUUACUAUGUGGCAACACCAGGAUUUGAGAGACGUUUAUAAAAAACACGGAUGGAAAGAACAAGAUUUCGUUACCAAGACUGUUGCCGCAAGGAAUGCCGGGCCUAACUCACCAAACAACGCCAAUUCAACACUUAACAGACCGAUGGCUUCUCAAAGCGGCACACGAUACGAAGAUAGAACAAUGACAAGAAAUGCACCACCUACAAGAGGUGUUGCACCAGUUUAUCAAAGAAAUGAAGACAUUCCGAUGGCGGAUAUGGCGUACCCGGAGCCCCAACCGCCUGUCGGGGGCGUCCGGGCUUAUCCGCCGGGUCCGGGCACGAAUCCGUCAGCUCCCGAACCGUUGUACGCGCAGGUGAAUAUGGAGAAGAAACGUAACCGUCAGUCAAGCCUGAGUAACGCCAAUCACCUGGACGACCCGCAACUAGUAGCUCCCACCGGUAAGGACUCGUGGGUCUAGUCCGACCUACACUUGUUAUAUAUCAAUGUUAAAAAGUCGCAUGUUCAGAUAUAUAAAAAAUGCACUGAUUCAUAUUAAAUAUGUAAUAAUAUUUAGUUCUUGGUUUACUGUGAUGAGCUUUGAAAUAAAUUUUUGCUGUAAA